Haliaeetus leucocephalus (bald eagle) is the source of this 1119-nucleotide messenger RNA. It is a transcript of the gene LRRC2, whose product is annotated as leucine rich repeat containing 2. Gene Ontology annotation, molecular function: protein binding. The coding region runs from base 1 to 1119 and encodes 372 amino acids. Lineage: Eukaryota; Metazoa; Chordata; Aves; Accipitriformes; Accipitridae. The record is from RefSeq and is a predicted model, not a curated record. The transcript is spliced from 8 exons.
AUGGGGCAUCAGGUGAUAAUAUUUGACUUUUCUCUCAUAAGAGGACUGUGGGAAACUCGAGUCAAGAAGAACAAAGAACGUCAGAGGAAAGAGAAAGAAAGAUUAGAAAAAAGCUCAUUGGAGAAGAUAAAGCAGGAAUGGAAUUUCAUACUAGAGUGCCGGAAGAAAGGCAUUCCUCAAUCAAAAUAUCUCAAGAAUGGCUUUGUAAACACUGAUGAGAAGAUCUUGGACACUUAUGGAAAGACUCCUCAGCUCCGGAAGAGGCAUACUUUGUCAGAUGAAGCAAAUAAGGAAAGAAACAAGUUUAUUUUUCAGCUUUCUGGAGAGCAGUGGAUGGAAUUCCCAGAUUCUCUGAAAGAACAGACCUAUCUGAAAGAAUGGCAUGUGUGCAAUACUUUGAUACAAACCAUUCCAGCCUACAUUGCAUUGUUUCAAGAUCUGAGAGUACUGGAUUUGUCAAAAAAUCAAAUCAACCAUCUCCCAGUGGAAAUUGGCUGCUUAAAAAAACUCAAAGUGCUCAAUGUGAGUUUCAAUAAUUUGAAGUCAAUCCCUCCAGAAUUGGGUGAUUGUGAGAAUCUGGAAAAACUGGAUUUGUCUGGAAAUAUGGAAAUAAGAGAGCUCCCAUUUGAACUAAGUAACCUGAAACAAGUCACAGUUGUGGACAUGUCAGCAAACAAGUUCCAUUCUAUUCCAAUCUGUGUACUCCGGAUGUCUAAUUUGCAGUGGCUGGAUAUUAGCAGCAACAACCUGAAAGAUCUCCCAGAAGACAUAGACAGGUUAGAUCAACUGCAGACGCUUCUUCUACAGAAAAACAAGUUGACUUACCUUCCACGAGCUCUGGUCAACAUGCCAAACCUCAGUUUGCUAGUUGUCAGUGGCGAUGACCUGGUUGAGAUACCUACAGCUGUCUGUGAGUCAACCACAGGAUUAAAAUUUGUAAGCCUCAGGGACAGCCCGGUUGAAACUAUUGUAUGUGAAGACACAGAAGAAAUUAUAGAAAGUGAACGUGAACGGGAGCAAAUUGAGAAAGAGUUUAUGAAGGCAUACAUUGAAGACCUAAAGGAAAGGGAUUCUACUCCUUCCUACACUACAAAAGUAUUACUCAGUCUUCAGCUCUGA